Messenger RNA from Sus scrofa (pig), 1302 nucleotides. RefSeq names its product TNF superfamily member 15 (gene TNFSF15). Gene Ontology annotation, cellular component: membrane. Gene Ontology annotation, biological process: immune response. Lineage: Eukaryota; Metazoa; Chordata; Mammalia; Artiodactyla; Suidae. The record is from RefSeq and is marked validated. Gene Ontology annotation, molecular function: tumor necrosis factor receptor binding.
GGGGGUCUCUUUGCCCAGGAGAAUCAGAGGCAACUCCAGAGCCAGCCAGAGCAUGGCAGAGGAUCUGGGGCUGGGCUUUGGGGAGACAGCCAGCGUGGAAAUGCUGCCCGAGCACGGCAGCUGCAGACCCAAGGCCAGAAGUAGGCUAGCAUCUGGAAGUGGCAGCGCACGCUGGGCUCUGACCUGCUGCCUGGUGUCGCUCUCCAUCCUGGCAGGACUCACCACCUACCUGCUCAUUGGCCAGCUCCGGGCCCAAGGAGAAGCCUGUGUGUUUCAGACUCCAAAAGGACAGGAACUUGGACCUUCACAUCAGCGAGUCUAUGCACCUCCUGGAGCUGGCAGAGAUAAGCCAAGGGCACACUUGACAGUUGUGAGACAAACGUCCACAGAGCCCUUGAAAAAUCAGUUCCCAGCUCUACACUGGGAACAUGAACUUGGCUUGGCCUUCACCAAGAACCGGAUGAACUAUACCAAUAAAUUCCUGGUGAUCCCAGAGUCAGGAGACUACUUCAUUUACUCCCAGGUCACAUUCCGAGGGACUACAUCUGAGUGUGGUGAAAUCAGCCAAGAGCGCCGACUAAACAAGCCAGACUCCAUCAUCGUGGUCAUCACCAAGGUAACGGACAGCUACCCGGAGCCAACCCAGCUCCUCAUGGGGACCAAGUCAGUGUGUGAAAUAGGCAGCAACUGGUUCCAACCCAUCUACCUGGGGGCCAUGUUCUCCUUGCAUGAAGGGGACAAGCUGAUGGUGAAUGUCAGUGACAUCUCUUUGGUGGAUUACACAAAAGAAGAUAAGACCUUUUUUGGAGCCUUCUUGUUAUAAGGGCAAGGCAGAUGUCCUUGUCUGAAGUGCCUGCUUUUUAGCUCCUAAUCUUCCUCAUUUAUAUGUAAUUACAACCAGGAGAGGUUUUUUUGGAGCAUCCAUAGAGGCAAUGGUUUACUUAUGAAAUGUAUGGCCCACAAAAGUUCAUACUGUAUGUUACUGAUAAGAAUGCUAAUUGGAAAAAAGUAGAAGAGAGCAGACAUAUUAUCAUGGAAGAAUGAUGAGUUUCUAAACCUUAAAAUAAUGGUCAUCAAACGAAUGGAUGAUCUACUCAGAACAUUUCCAUGCCUUCUUUCUACACAUUUGUCACCAGAAGGUGCAGGUACUGCCCAGUGUUAUUAUGAAGCACUUUCUGCAGUCCAGGAACCUUAAACAAAAUCCAGAGCCUUGGAAAACAGUGUCAACACCUUAGAGGUGAAAUCCUUCGUCAGUUCCCCCAAACACAUACUUUAAUGUCUUGCCUUAAAAAAAACAGAAAA